This is a messenger RNA of Lytechinus variegatus (green sea urchin), 1868 nucleotides long. RefSeq names its product DNA-directed RNA polymerases I and III subunit RPAC1-like. Gene Ontology annotation, biological process: DNA-templated transcription. The record is from RefSeq and is a predicted model, not a curated record. NCBI's taxonomy places the organism in Eukaryota, Metazoa, Echinodermata, Echinoidea, Temnopleuroida, Toxopneustidae. Gene Ontology annotation, molecular function: protein dimerization activity; DNA binding. The transcript is spliced from 11 exons. Bases 169 to 1212 code for a protein of 347 amino acids. Gene Ontology annotation, cellular component: RNA polymerase I complex; RNA polymerase III complex.
CGUACCGUGCGAGCACUAGCGAAGCCGGGAAGCCAGUUCGAGCGCUCGGCCGGCCCGCCGCACCCGGCCCAGGCACAGUCGGCAGUAGACCCAGAGAUCCGCUGCUCUGAUCCGGCGCUGGCGCAUGUACUCGAGCACGUGUUUCGCAGAUCAUCAUCAUCAUCAGUCAUGGCUGCUACUCACAUUCAAGAUUCAAAAACACGCGUGCGGCUGCUUGAACAUGGAGUUGACAAUGUUCACAGUUCAAGUUUCCCUGGAAAUUAUGUUGGAAGUGAUGAUUCUUGGAGCAUGGACAAAUUUACCAAGAACUUUCGUAUCGAUGUGAUUAGGCUGACUAAAACUGAGCUAGAGUUUGACAUGGUAGGAGUAGACCCAGCAGUAGCUAAUGCAUUUAGGAGGAUUCUGCUUGCAGAGGUACCAACAAUGGCAGUUGAGAAAGUCUUUAUAUUUAAUAAUACAUCCAUCAUACAAGAUGAAGUUCUCGCUCAUAGAUUAGGACUUAUUCCUAUCAAGGCUGAUCCAAGAAUAUUUGAAUACAGACAGGAAGGUGAUGAAACAGGAAGUGAAGAAGACACCAUAGAAUUCCAACUGAAAGUGAAAUGUACAAAAAAUCCAAAUGCUUCUAAAGAUGCUACUGAUCCCGAUGAACUCUAUAAAAAUUCCAAAGUAACAACUGAACAUUUCAAGUGGAAUCCUAUAGGAAGCCAAGAGCAAACACAUGGACCUAAAGCGUUUGCACCAGUUGACAAGGAUAUCUUGAUAGCAAAGCUGAGACCAGGCCAGGAGAUUGAUCUUAAAAUGCAUUGUGUGAAAGGAGUUGGUAAAGAUCAUGCAAAGUUCUCUCCAGUAGCAACUGCCUCAUACCGUCUUAUGCCUGAGAUCAAAUUGACCGAGAAUAUCAUAGGAGAGAGGGCAAAGAAACUUCAACAGUGUUUUUCUCCUGGAGUUAUUGAGGUAGAGAAAAGAAAUGGUGUUCCUGUAGCAGUAGUAGCUUGUCCAAGGAAAGAUACGUGUAGUAGAGAAGUCUUCUCACAUGAUGACCUCAAAGAUUGUGUGAAGUUGAAUAGAAUUCGGGAUCACUUCAUAUUCUCUGUGGAGUCAACAGGAGCUCUUCUCCCUGAUGAACUGGUCUCUGAGGCUAUCAAGAUUCUGAGAGCUAAGUGCAAGACAUUCCAACAAGACCUUGAUAUGCUGAGUAAUCAAGAUACAUGAACUCAUCUUUCACUUGUCUAGAAUAUCUGACUCAAAUGUUGCUGGAUGAGAAUGUGAACUCAAUGAAGUAGAAGCUAAAGCAAUAGACAGCAGUCAAGCAGGACUUACUGAGGAUCCAAGAUACAUGACGCAUGAACUCUCUUUGCUCCGUAAUUUCUAUCUCAAUUAUUGUUGAUGAGAAUAUGAACUAAAUGAAGUAGACUCAAAGUAAACAAAGCAAGAGAAGUGCGUAACAACAGAGUCACGGACACCUGAACUCGUCUUGCUCUUUCUAGAAUAUCUUGACUGAGUUUUUGUGAACAUGAACUCAAUGAAAGGAGAAUCAAUGCAAAGCAAAUAAAGGAAGCAGGAGACACACUGAGCGACCAACAUACACAACAUCUAAAAAAAAAGAAUACUUAACAAAAAGUGGUAUAAUGCUCUUAAUCUGCUCUUCUGUAAUCUAGAAUCACCAGAAAACAUAACUUUAGAGGGUACUGUCCCCCACCAGCGUAACCUCCAACCAUCAUGUAAUGUGUUUCUGCAAGCAUUCUGGAAAACUUUAUAGUGCCUUUUGGCAUCUUGAGUGUCUGAAUAUCUUCUUCCAAAGAUGAUAUUCGGGGAGGGGGUGUUAUUGUUUACUUUUAAAGGAAAAGUCCACCCCAACAAAAACUUGA